This is a messenger RNA of Cicer arietinum (chickpea), 429 nucleotides long. NCBI's taxonomy places the organism in Eukaryota, Viridiplantae, Streptophyta, Magnoliopsida, Fabales, Fabaceae. The record is from RefSeq and is a predicted model, not a curated record.
AUGGAUUCCGAUUCUGAAAAUAUUAUAUCACCUACUAUGGCUUCUGAAACUCCGAUCCUUUCUCCUCCGCCUCCGGUAACAGCCAAUGACACCUACCAACAUGAUAUGUUUGAUCCAUACUUCAUGCAUCCGAGCGACAAUCCUAGUGUCACGUUGAACAAAUUAGGGUUUGUAAAUGGUUCUCUUCCUCGCCCUUCUGAUAUUGAUCGUCUUUCUAUUGCGUGGGAUCGUUGUAAUACUAUGUUGAUGUCUUGGAUGACGAAUUCUUCGGAGUCGGAUGCUCCAAGCGUGAUGUGGAUGGAUUAUGUGGCUGAAAUUUGGUCUGAACUGCGCGAACGAUAUCAUCAAGGAGAUGUGUUUCGUGUCUCAGAUUUGCAAGAAGAGAUUUACGGCAUCCGUCAAGGUGAUUCUUCGAUUACAUCUUAUUAA